This is a messenger RNA of Aphidius gifuensis, 448 nucleotides long. Its product is annotated as protein stunted-like. Gene Ontology annotation, molecular function: proton-transporting ATP synthase activity, rotational mechanism. The coding region runs from base 143 to 316 and encodes 57 amino acids. NCBI's taxonomy places the organism in Eukaryota, Metazoa, Arthropoda, Insecta, Hymenoptera, Braconidae. The transcript is spliced from 4 exons. Gene Ontology annotation, cellular component: mitochondrial inner membrane. Gene Ontology annotation, biological process: proton motive force-driven mitochondrial ATP synthesis. The record is from RefSeq and is a predicted model, not a curated record.
GACGUGUGUGUGUGUGUGUGUGUGUCCAAAGGGUGUUCAAAGCUGUGCCACUUGGUCAAUUGGUAUAUUAUUAUAAAUAAAUAAAUUAUUUAUUUAUCUAUUGAAUAUCAUAUUAUAUAAAUAAAAUAAAUAUCAAUUAAAAAUGUCAGCGUGGAGACAAGCAGGACUCAACUAUGUCAAUUACUCGCAAAUUGCUGCAAAAUUGGUUCGUCAGGCAUUAAAGCCUGAAUUACGAGUUCAAGCAGCAAAACGUGAUGAAUCACACGUCAAAUUUACAACAUGGAAAGAUGGAAAACCAAUCACUGAGAAGUUGUAAUUGAUUCGACAUGCUAAGAAGCAGCAUAAGGAGUUGAUACUUAAAUAUGUCUUGCAGUUUAUUAAAAUUAAAAAAAACAACUGUCAUGUUUAUUAAAAAAAUUAAAAAAUAAAUUACUAAAGAAAUACUAAA